ACCACUCUUUGUAAUUACGACGUCUGCGCCUUGAAUUGAUCAAAGCUGAAACAACCCGGCCCGGCCGUGAGUGCUGCGGUGACGCAGGAAAUGGCGGCCUCGGCCCCGCCCGCGCGGGGCGGGCUCGGCGGCCCCGUGGCGGGGCAGGGAGUGGGGCGGAGCCGUGUCAUGGCCGCCGGGCGGCUCCCGCCGGCCGCGCUCACCCUCAAACAGGUACGGGGCACGGGGGUCGGGCAAGCUGCGUCCUGUACAAACGAUGGGGAACUCGGUGGUUGUUUAAAUACCCCUCAAAGCAAAGCGCCGAGGGCGCAGCUCGCAGCAGUGCCCUGGGGCGGCGGGCAGACUUCCCUCUCUCCUUGGCAGUUCCUGAGGCGGCAGCAGGUCCUUCAGUUGUACCGCAAGAUCCUGCGGGCUAUCCGGGAGGUCCCUGCUGAGCAGGAUCGCCGCUACUUAAAGGACUGGGCCAGGGAGGAAUUCAAGAGAAAUAAGGAUGCUACAGAAGAGGAUGCAAUCAGGAUGAUGAUUACUCAAGGCAACAUGCAACUUCAGGAACUUCAGAGAACACUUAAGCUGGCAAAAUCCUGAUCUUCAUUUUGUUGACAGUUUAAUUUUUAUUUAUUGCAAAAUAGGCACAGUGUUUUUUCCAGAAUGUGGUUACAAUGGCAGCCUUUGCUGGCAACCUGGUAAUGUUUGAAGGAGGAAUCUAUCACAGUGGGGGUUUUGGUUUUCCCCCUUACCCAAUCCAUUUCUCAGUUUUGCUACCCUGGACAUUAUAGAACUGCAUGGAUGAUGUAAUGUGCUGCAGGAAAAGCAGAAAGCACCAAAAUUACAGUUAAACAGCAUUAACUGCCAGUGCAAUGGAAAAUAAAUAAAUGCCAGAUUAUUUUGUCUGCUUUUUUACUGUGGAAGGUGUAAUUGGUAAUAUUCACAGUGACAGCUGGUCAUGUACUGUACCUAGGAUUUUCACCAAAAUUUAUGAUGAAAAAAAGAAUUUGGGAUAUAUUGGCCCAGAACAAACAAAUAUUAAAAAACGUUUUGUGUGUAGAUGUUGAUUUUCAGUAGCUGAAUAAAACUUAAAAAGGAGAGGUCUUUAUUUAUGAAAAUGGGAGGUUUUAGCCUCAGAGAUGUUUAUUACCAGAUACCUUUAAACUAGUAUUUAAAAGUCAAUAUAUAAAUAAAAAUUACAGGUAGAAAAUACUAACUGCAAAA
This is a messenger RNA of Camarhynchus parvulus, 1209 nucleotides long. RefSeq names its product LYR motif containing 2 (gene LYRM2). The record is from RefSeq and is a predicted model, not a curated record. Bases 91 to 585 code for a protein of 164 amino acids. The transcript is spliced from 2 exons. Gene Ontology annotation, cellular component: mitochondrion. Lineage: Eukaryota; Metazoa; Chordata; Aves; Passeriformes; Thraupidae.